Messenger RNA from Boleophthalmus pectinirostris (great blue-spotted mudskipper), 1353 nucleotides. RefSeq names its product alpha-1-inhibitor 3-like. Bases 1 to 1308 code for a protein of 435 amino acids. The record is from RefSeq and is a predicted model, not a curated record. Gene Ontology annotation, cellular component: extracellular region. Lineage: Eukaryota; Metazoa; Chordata; Actinopteri; Gobiiformes; Gobiidae. The transcript is spliced from 11 exons.
AUGACAAUAGACAUCAGUGUUAGUUUUGUCUCUCUUCAUCACCUCCUCCUCUUCCUCGUGUGUUUGAGGCUGACGGCGUUCGUGGUCCGGUGUUUCUCCAAGGCCCGUGCCUUCGUCUACAUCGACCCAACAAAGAUCACCCUGUCCCGGACUUGGCUCAUGAGCCGACAGAAGGACGACGGGUGCUUCAGACCAUCAGGAGAACUCUUCAACAACAGGAUGAAGGGUGGAGUGUCCGAUGACGUCACCCUCAGCGCUUACAUCACAGCUGCUUUUCUGGAGAUGAACAUGACAGAAUCUGACUCGGUGGUAGAACGUAGCCUCUCGUGUCUGAAGAACCACUCGGAGAACCUGGAGAACCUCUACACCACAGCUCUGAUGGCCUAUGUGUUCAGUUUGGCUGGAGACACAGAGACUCGCGCUCAGCUCCUCCACAGACUGAGCUCCCGAGCCACAGACGAAGGUGGUCAGGUGCACUGGUCUUCUUCUUCUUCUUCUUCUUCUCUGUCGGUGGAGAUCUCGUCGUACGUGCUCCUCUCCGUCCUCACGGCGCCCUCUGUGGGUGUGGAGGACCUGAGCUACGCCUCCAAGAUCGUGCGCUGGCUCACAGGACAACAGAACCCCUAUGGAGGCUUCCAGUCCACUCAGGACACAGUGGUGGCGCUGCAGGCUCUGUCCCUGUACUCUGCUGUGGUCUACAGUCCGGACGGGUCCAGCACGGUCCUGGUCCGGGAUCUGAACCGGCCCACAGAGGGGUCUUUGUCCUUCACCGUGGAGCCGAGCAACAAGCUGCUGUACCAGGAGCGCCCUCUGGGGGGCGCCGCGGGGCAGUACAGUGUGGAGGUGACAGGGAGCGCCUGCACCUCCAUACAGGUCUCUCUGUUCUAUAACGUCCCGGUUCCGUCUGAGGUCCGGACUCUGGGGGUGAAGGUCGAGACUCAGAUGGAGUGCGGCGGCUCGGUGCUCCAGCUCCUCCUACAGGCCGAAUACGGUGGAGAGCAGAACAGCACAAACAUGGUGAUCCUGGACGUGAAGAUGCUCUCAGGGUUUGUGCCUCAUGAAGCGUCUCUGAAGAACCUGGAGUCUGAGUCUGGAGUCGACCGAGUGGAGCGGAACGAAGAUCACAUCCUCCUCUACAUCAAAGAGUUGUCUAAAGAUGUGCCCGUGUCCUUCCGUCUGCGUCUGGUUGAGGAAAUUCAGGUCCAGAGCCUCAAACCUGCUGUGGUCAGAAUCUACGACUACUACCAACCAAGUGACGAGGCAGAGACAGAGUACACGUCCCCGUGUGCUGCUCCAAACAAACACUGAACAUUUUAUAAACAGUAAAUUACAAAUAAACAAACAACAAACGAA